AUGGAGACUGCCAUGGCCAAGCACCCCCUGUUUGCGGGGAGCGGCCCCCAGGAGCUGGACGCGGCCACUGAGGCGCUGGAGAAGUACCUCAUGACUAAGCUGCACGACAGGACCUUCGGCAUGGCCACCGAGGACACGGAGCGCGACGCGCUGCUGGCUGUGCGCUGCGAGGCGCUGCAGUUUGUGCGGCCCGAGCACCUGGAGAUAGCAGAGGGCGUGGCGCAUGACGGCGCCCUCGGCCAGGCGGCCCACGAGCUCAACCGCAUGAACAACUACAAGGCGCCGCGCGACAAGCUGGUGUGCAUCCUCAACUGCUGCCGCGUCAUCGGGAACAUGCUGCACUCGGGGCCACGCGCGGGCAACGGCGUCGCCGGGGCCGACGACUUCACGCCGAUGCUGAUCCUGGCCGUCAUCCGCGCGCGCCCCAGCAAGCUGGGCUCCAACCUGGGCUACGUGGAGCGCUACCGCCUGAGGUCCAGGAUGGCGGGGGAGGCCGCCUACUACUUUGUGCAGCUGUGCAGCGCGGCCACGUUCAUCGAGAUGGUGGACGCCUCCUCCCUGCACGGCGUCAGCGCCGACGAGUUCCUCGCGCACAUGCUGCAGUCGGGGGCCCUCUCAGACGAGCAGCUGCGCCUCAUGGGCGCAGCAGCAGGGUCGGCGGACGGCGGGCCCAGGACUGCGGCGCCGGCUGGCGUGGCGCAACGGCAGCAGCAGCAGCAGCAGCACGUGCAGAUGAACGCGCUCCCGGUGGCCUUCGUCCCGCCACAGCCGCCGCGGCCACCUGCGCCAUACCCCUAUGGACAGCAGCAGCCCCCGCCCCCACCCCUGCCGUCACAGAAUCGGCCACCGCCGCCACCGCCGCCUCAGCAGCAGCAGCAGCAGGCGUGGGGUGCGCCUUACCAGUACUCACAGCAGCAGCAGCCGCCUCCACCCCCGCCACACCCGCAUCAGCAGCAGCCGCCGCAGCAGUGGGUGCCGUUCCCGCCGCCCAUGUCCCUGGCGCAGCUGGAGGCGCAGGGCCAGCAGCUGCUGGCGGGCGGCAGCACCUCCGCACGCCUGGCGCAGCGUCACCCAUUCUGCUUUGUACCGCUGGAAGCGGUGACACUUGGUGAUGUCGAGAAGCUGCUGAGCAGCUACAAAGAGCUGGUGCUGCGGUACGAGUCACUGGUGGCAGCGCUGGACUGGCACCAGCAGCGGGCUCCUCAGCAGCAGCAGCAGCAGCAGCAGCAGCAGCAGCAGCAGCAGCAACGACAGCAGCAGCAACAGCAGCAAUGGCAGCAGCAGCAGCAGCAGCAGCAAUACACGCGACCACCACCACCACCUCAAUUACUGCAGCCGCAGCAGCCGCAGCAGCCGCAGCAGCAGCAGCAGCAGCAGCAGCAGCAGCAGCAGCAGCAGCAGGUUCUGUCGCCUCUGGCGUCUCCCGGACGUGCGCCCACUGCGCUCCCCGCCUACCCGCCGGUGGCUGCUGCGACCCCCCAAAAGCCCCCGCCGCCCCCCGUGCCGGCGGCCGCGGCGCCUUCCCGGCCGGCACCCGUCCCCGCACCGGCUGCCCGCGCGCCAACGGCUGCGUUGCCGCCGCCACUGGCGGCCACGCCUGCGCCGCUGCCUGACGACGUCCUGGCCCAGCUGAUGGGGGACGCCGAGGACGAACGCGCAGCCGACGACGAGGCGGAGGCGGCUCCCACGACGGCGCCGGAGGAGGACGUGCCCGCGGCUGCGGUGGAAGAGGGUGCGGCGGGCGCGGCAGCAGCAGCGGACCCCGAUGCGGCGGAAACUGGCAAGGGGCCGGCGCCUGAAGAGGCGGUGCCUGCAGCCUCCAACCCUGCUGCGGCCGACGGUGCUGUUGUGGAACCCGAUACAGGUGCCAAGGAAGCUGAUGAGAAGCUGGCGGAGGAGGACAUGUUCUUUGGACUGUCCACGGGGCCCGCAGAGCCAGUGCCCGCGGCGGUCACGGAGGCUGCGCCAGCGGCGGAGUCUAGCCUUCAGGUACCGGAGGCGUCGUCGCUGCAGACGAAGAGCGAGAGCGGCAAGGUGUCUUUGUUGGACAUCUAA
Messenger RNA from Monoraphidium neglectum, 2055 nucleotides. RefSeq lists its product as hypothetical. Bases 1 to 2055 code for a protein of 684 amino acids. Gene Ontology annotation, cellular component: endocytic vesicle; cytosol. Gene Ontology annotation, molecular function: guanyl-nucleotide exchange factor activity; small GTPase binding. Gene Ontology annotation, biological process: vesicle-mediated transport. The record is from RefSeq and is a predicted model, not a curated record. Lineage: Eukaryota; Viridiplantae; Chlorophyta; Chlorophyceae; Sphaeropleales; Selenastraceae. The transcript has 5 exons.